AUGGCAAAUCACUCUCAACUAGGAUUUCAAGACGCCUCAUCCCCCAUCAUAGAAGAACUUGUAGAAUUCCACGACCAUGCUCUAAUAGUAGCACUAGCAAUCUGCAGCCUAGUAUUAUAUCUCCUCACCCUUAUAUUAACUAACAAAUUAUCAUCAAACACUGUAGAUGCCCAAGAAAUUGAAUUAAUCUGAACCAUUCUACCCGCCAUUGUCCUAGUCCUUCUUGCCCUCCCCUCCUUACAAAUCCUUUACAUAAUAGACGAAAUUGAUGAACCUGACCUUACCCUAAAAGCCAUCGGCCACCAAUGAUACUGAACCUACGAAUAUACAGACUUCAAAGACCUCUCUUUUGACUCCUACAUAAUCCCAACAACAGACCUCCCCCAAGGCCACUUUCGUCUGCUGGAAGUUGAUCAUCGCAUUGUAAUCCCCAUAGAAUCCCCCAUCCGAAUAAUCAUCACCGCUGACGACGUCCUCCACUCAUGAGCUGUCCCAACCCUUGGAGUAAAAACUGAUGCAAUCCCAGGGCGACUAAACCAAACCUCCUUCAUUACCACUCGACCAGGCGUAUUCUACGGCCAAUGUUCAGAAAUCUGCGGAGCUAACCACAGUUUCAUGCCCAUCGUAGUAGAAUCAACUCCCCUAAAACACUUUGAAACCUGAUCCUCCCUUCUAUCAUCUUAA
Lagopus muta (rock ptarmigan) is the source of this 684-nucleotide messenger RNA. The record is from the annotation of a RefSeq genome assembly. NCBI's taxonomy places the organism in Eukaryota, Metazoa, Chordata, Aves, Galliformes, Phasianidae.